AUCUAACAUGUUAUCACAGCUUAGGUUAUAAUUUUUGUUUUUUUUAACGUUUUGUUUUCCUUGGUAUCUAUGCUCUCUCGUUUUUCGCAUAAACGCACAAUCCUGUUUUUAUUUCUUCUUUCAUCUUUAAGCAGUAGCAGCUGCAUCUUUACACCAUGACCAAAGAAGAUCAAAAUUAAACACUGAUCAAAACCUCCCCAUCUCCACCUUGCUUUGUCGUCCAUGAGCAACAUCAAGGAUUGCAUACCUUUAAUCCUUGAUCGUCAAACGGUGCAAUAUUCUAAUUGGGAGGAACUCUUCGAGGUUCAUGCUCACACAUAUAACGUGCUUGAUUACAUUGACUCCAAAAUGCCCCGUCCAACCAGAAUUUCUAAUUCCUUAUGGCAGCGCCUUGACUCCGUUGUCAAGCAAUGGAUUUACGGCACUAUCUCAACGGAUCUUCUCCAAACAGUUCUCUCGAAGGGGGAUAUGGCUCAACAGGUGUGGCAUAAGAUUAAGGCAAUCUUUCAAGACAACAAGAUGACUAGGGUUCUUUAUCUUGAAAAACAAUUCACUGACCUUCAUCUCUCGGCUUUUUCGGAUGUUUCCUCCUACUGCAAACAAUUGAAGUGUCUCAAAGAUCAACUAGCUAGCGUUGAUCAACCAGUUUUGGAACUAAUGUUGGUGAUGCGUUUAAUUGCUGGUUUUUGCAACACGGAUUUUGAUGUCGUAGCUGCAAUUUUUGCUCAAACCGAGCCUUUACCUAGCUUUGAAACAACGAGAUCUCUUCUUCUUCUUGAGGAAACGACGUGCACCAAUGAACAAUCGGCUCCGGCCCAAUCAUUUAUUACACAACAAACAGACUCGCGUUCGCAGCAACAACCGCAAGGCCGCAAUUCCUGCAGCGGCACCGGCGGCAACAGUAACGGUGGCCGAGGCUCCGACAAAGGUGGUGAGGGAUGUCGCGGUAAAGGAAGAGGCAUGGGGAAACCAUCUCCAAAGUCUAACCAACCUGCUCAAUCCUCACAACAAUCUCCACCCAACAACAGUGGGUCCUCUUAAUGGAUCGACCCACCUUUGCAAGGCCAAUAUGCUUGGCCUCCACCUCCUUGGUUCCACUCUCAACGUUGGGCUACCCCUCCUUUCCCACAUACUCACUAUGGGCAGCAAGCUUCAAUUGGGCAGGCCCAACAAAAUUCUUCUCCUCAGGCCCAACAACAAGCUUACAUGGCGGCUCCAACUAGUUAUGGUUCUCUCAUGUCUCCUACAGAUCUCGGGAAAGCGUUCUCCACCAUGACCUUGGAUACCCUGAAUGAUGGAUGGUAUAUGGACACGGGUGCUUCAUUUUACAUGACUAAUAUUCCUGGAUCUUCGUACGGGGAAAAUAUUAACGAGAUGCAAUAGUUCGGGGGACCUUUAUCCUAUCACCACUACACAUCCAUCUACAUUCUUAGCCACUUCAUUCACCAUCGUGUCUCCUUCCACUUGGCACUGUCGCCUAGGGCAUAUAGGCGCACCAUCUUUAAGCUUGCUUAGGAGUAGGAAUUUUAUUGAUUGUAAUAAGGAGCAUGACUCCACUUUUUGCAACUCUUGUCAACUUGGGAAACAUACUAGACUUCCUUUUCGUAUCUCUAAUAAUAAUACUAA
This is a messenger RNA of Chenopodium quinoa (quinoa), 1626 nucleotides long. RefSeq lists its product as uncharacterized. The record is from RefSeq and is a predicted model, not a curated record. The transcript is spliced from 2 exons. Bases 223 to 1041 code for a protein of 272 amino acids. NCBI's taxonomy places the organism in Eukaryota, Viridiplantae, Streptophyta, Magnoliopsida, Caryophyllales, Amaranthaceae.